This is a messenger RNA of Anoplopoma fimbria (sablefish), 2664 nucleotides long. RefSeq names its product extracellular superoxide dismutase [Cu-Zn]-like. NCBI's taxonomy places the organism in Eukaryota, Metazoa, Chordata, Actinopteri, Perciformes, Anoplopomatidae. Gene Ontology annotation, biological process: removal of superoxide radicals. The coding region runs from base 133 to 792 and encodes 219 amino acids. The record is from RefSeq and is a predicted model, not a curated record. The transcript has 2 exons. Gene Ontology annotation, molecular function: superoxide dismutase activity; copper ion binding.
AAACAACGCGUAUUGACACGGUUAUACAAAGACUUUCACAACAGUUUGCAUCUCCACUCGUCAGAGGACCGACAGUAAGCGGCUUAUCAGCACUGCCGGCUGUACAGUUUGAACUAUUGCAGCGGUGUGUUUAUGCUGACCAUGCAUCUGCACGGGUCCAUGGUUAUUUGGGGAUUAGCACUGUUGGUCCUGUUGGCAGGCUCUCAACAACGUGUCUCAGCUGACACUGACCAUUUGGCUCCCCCGGAGGUCUCACAGUACAAUGGUACUCUGUAUGCAAUCUGCAAAAUGAGACCCAGCACUUCGCUACCUGACAGUCUGCCCAAAGUGUACGGUCAGGUGCUGUUUAAGCAAGAUUAUCCUCAGGGAAAACUAAAUGUCCUGCUUCGGUUCAAUGGCUUCCCCACAGACAGUGACCCAGAGCCCAGAGCGGUGCACAUCCAUCAGUACGGAGACCUGAGCCGGGGCUGUGACUCCACUGGCGGCCACUACAAUCCACAUGGUGUUCAUCACCCCAACCACCCUGGAGACUUUGGUAACUUUGAGCCCCAUGAAGGGAAAAUAAAUGCAAUGAUAGAAUCAGAGGCCACGCUGUUUAGAGAGCUGUCUGUGAUUGGAAGAGCAGUGGUGGUCCAUGAAAAGGUGGACGACUUAGGGCGUGGUGGAGACUCUGGGAGCCUGCUGCAUGGAAACGCAGGCCGGAGGCUCGGCUGCUGCAUUAUUGGGAUCACCCCCCCUGGCUCCUGGGAUAUGCACUAUAAGCUGUAUUCUAGGCGGCUGAGGAGGAAUUAGUUUUACAGAAAUGGAAUACACUUUAGGUCAACUUACAGGUGUGGCCUGUAUUCAUUCAUUACAGUGACAAUGAUUCGCUGUAAUCAUUGUCUGAUACCAAUAAAAUAAAUUUCCAUUAAUCUCAAAUAAAGUAUCUCAUCCUCGAUUGGACUGAGUGGCACAAAAUUUGGUACAGAUAUUAAUGAGGAUGAAUCCCACCGGCUUUAGUGGUCCUCUGACAUUUCCUCUAGCGCCAUCAUUUGGUCAACAUUUUACUUUGUCCAUGGUUGUUUUAUGAUAAAAUAUUUUCAAAAAUGUAAUUACCUUCCGCCUCAGCUGUGCUUUGCGUUUAGUGAUUAUUAGCCAAUGUUAGCAUGCGAACAUGAUAAACUAAGAUGGUGAACAUGGUAAACAUAACACCUGCAUGCAUUUGUAUGUUAGCAUUGCAAUUUCAAACAUGCGAGCAUGUUGUUAGCCUUUAGCUUAAAGAACCUGCAUUACAUCUUCCUAUUAAAGUUUAACCUUCGGGGUUCAUUUUGGAUUCUAUAUUUAAUACAUGUUUUCCAACAACAAACCAGUAGCUAAAAAACAUUUAUUUUCCAGAAAUAAAUCCAUUUUGUACACAUUUAACACAUAUGGCUCGAUGUUAUUUCUAUCUGGUGAGUUCAUAAUGUUCCAUCACAAAAACAGGACAAAGACAUCAGUGCUGGUGAUCUAGAUGUUGUAGCUUCAUAUUGUUACAGACUAAAUUCUGUAAAUGUGUUCUUAAUUAAGAUGUUUGUUCAAUGUCACCUGACAAAUUCUUAUGUUUUUAUCGAUAUCUAGUACAUUGUCAUGCAGCAUUUUAUAUAUCUUUGAUAAUAUUGUGUUGAUUGAAUAUAAAAAAUGUACGUAAGGUGUUUAGCAAAAAAGCAAAAUGUCUCACAUUUUCAAAAUUAGGACAAUAAUAAGAAAUUAAACUGUUGGAAAUGUUUGUAUUAUGUUUUAAGAAACAAAAUAAAGCUGCUCCUAAACUUUGUUCCCAACAGCUGGAUGUCUAUUUGUUGACGUAGUGAUCAAUAAGUUUUGGUAGGUUUCUUGAACGUGGGGGCAGGUGAAGUGUCGGCAGAGGUAGAAAGAUAAAGAAGAAUUCAUGUCUAAGCAACACAAAGUCUUUCUAUUCCGCAAUCGCACUUUGUCCCUCCUAAUUUUAAGUACAUUUUUGUGUGAAACUUUAACCAGUGUCUUAUUCCAGAGUUAACAGUAGAAAUGUUUAACAAAUUACAUUCACCUUCGCUGUUGAGUUCAAGUUCAAUUUCCCUGUCAGAGCGACUAAAGUAAAUGAUUGCAGACUGAAAUGUUAUGUGUCAAAAGCAGAAAAAUCUAAAUCAUCUCACCCCUGUUGUAUUCUUCAGCCCUUUUUUGCUUCUUUUAUCACUAUAAAUCAGUUUCUCCCACCUCCAUCUUUGAUACAUACACAAUGUAAAGCUUUAAACUGUGUGGUACCAGUUUGGGUAUAACUCUUUCCUGUUUCAACACCACAAUGGUGUGGAAGAACUUGACUGAUGUGCUCAAAGUUCUGACCUCAAACCCUUCCAAUGCCUAGAUAAUCAGUACCUGACAGUUAAUGCUCAGAUUUUCUUGAAGGUUUGUCAUGAGUCAUUCUUACAACUUUCACAAGGCUAUACUAAUGAGAAAAUCACGUAGUGUCCCAAUAAUUGGUUUGGAUAAUACUUUGAUUUGCAGUAAUUCUCAGAUGUCAGCAUCCAUUAUCAACCCACCAUCUGCAAAUCAUAACAACUAAAUAGCGUUACUUUCUCCUUUUUGUUUUUCAUUAUUCAUAAAAAUGAAUAAAGUAGCAUCGUAAUACAAAUGUGCCAUUGAUUUUUUUUUCCUGAUGCUCUGCAACAUGUG